AGGAGUUAGGAUGCGGUAGAGCACAAUGCCACAUUAACUAUGGAAGUAAAACGUUCACCCAACUUUUCACUGCCGAAGCUGAAAAACCAAAAGCAGCAUUAUUCAAAAUAAAAAUCCAUCAAAAGAUGAAAUGGUUGUUCCUUCACAUGAUCACGUCCAAACCCAAAGAUGAAAGGAUUGAUGAACUCAAAAGAACGGUAAUGUUUGAUUCACCUUCAAUUUCAAUAUCGCAAUGCUCGUCAUCUUCGGCUCGGUAGGUUCACGCCAAAUGAGAUUUAUCUCAGUCCACACAGAAGAAUAUCCAUAUCACUAUCUUCCUUAUCUCCAACUGCAUCGCUGCAAAACCCUAAUCCUCUUUAGUCUCAGUCGCCCCGAUGGCUUCCUCCGCCUUCCACCUCUUCUCCUCACCCUACUCCCGCCUUUACCAUCCCCAUUCUUCACGCCAAAAGAUUCCUGCUGCCUCCUUGUCUGUCCCUCACUGCUCCUCUUCUUCUUCUUCCUCCAGUGCGAACUCUGAUCUUGACGUGAACUCAAACCCGACCGCUACCACCGAACCUAGCCCAUCCGAAGAGCUCCCGGAGAUCCCUCCGUACGCAAACACCUCCUUAGAGAUCGAGAAGCGAUGGAAAUCGGCGAUACUCCGCGAUUCCCGUCGGAGCUCCGCGCUACAGCGGCCGGAGCCGCCCAACUUCGAGAUCGGGUGGAAGCGGACCAAGGAGAUCAAGGUCGAGAAGCCCAAGGGGUGGGUCGUCGCGGACUUCCUCGACAAGCUGGAGACCUUGAUGGGCCGGGGGCAGUUCGGGUCCCCGGCGCUGCUGGCGAAGACCGGAGAGAUCGUGGCGGAGCGGGCUCGGGAGGAGGCGGAAGUGCUCCUCGCCGGAGGCGAGGUGGAGGACCGAAUGGUGACGGAGCUCAACCGCGUCCUGCGCCUCAUGGAGAUGGACCUGGCCAUGGUGCGCGCCGCCGUCAAGGAGGAGACGCUGGCGGAGCGGGUCGAGCAAGCCCGCGCCCGCUGCCGCCAGGCCAUCCUGGUGGCCCUUUCCUUCUGACACCGCCCUAUCGAGCACUCAGCUUCCCAACGCAAGCGAAGUGUUCGACGAAAUGCCAAGGUCAAAAGAUCACUGUCAUAUAAUAAUUGACUCGAUAGGGGCUUGUGCAUAACUCUCUGUAAAACAAAAUUUCCAGAAUUAUUGAACUCUUCUCGGUUCAAAAUCA
Zingiber officinale is the source of this 1215-nucleotide messenger RNA. RefSeq lists its product as uncharacterized. The record is from RefSeq and is a predicted model, not a curated record. The transcript has a single exon. Bases 375 to 1049 code for a protein of 224 amino acids. NCBI's taxonomy places the organism in Eukaryota, Viridiplantae, Streptophyta, Magnoliopsida, Zingiberales, Zingiberaceae.